Molecule: messenger RNA, 1776 nt
Organism: Lagopus muta (rock ptarmigan)
Lineage: Eukaryota; Metazoa; Chordata; Aves; Galliformes; Phasianidae
Gene: NPFFR2
Product: neuropeptide FF receptor 2
Exons: 4
Coding region: 70-1320 (416 amino acids)
Biological process (GO): regulation of adenylate cyclase activity; G protein-coupled receptor signaling pathway; regulation of cAMP-dependent protein kinase activity
Cellular component (GO): membrane
Molecular function (GO): peptide binding; opioid receptor binding; neuropeptide receptor activity
Source: RefSeq, a predicted model, not a curated record
CUGCAGCCUUCCUCCUCCCUGCACUGAACCAGUGGUUGCUGCGGAGAACUCUUAACUGCACGUUACAACAUGAGUAAGGAAACGGACUCAAAUUCUUCAUUUGAAUGGCCUCGUCUGCUGAGUUAUAACGGGACAUACAAGUACCUCUACUUAGAAGGCAAUGUCUCUUACGUGGACUUCUACCAUCAUCAGCCUUCAGUGGCAGCUGUCUUCAUUGUCUCUUACCUCCUCAUCUUCCUGCUCUGUAUGGUUGGCAACGGAGUAGUCUGCUAUAUUGUUCUGAGGAGCAAGCAUAUGCGAACAGUCACAAAUCUUUUCAUCUUGAACCUGGCUGUCAGCGAUUUACUGGUGGGAAUCUUCUGCAUGCCCACCACCCUACUAGACAACAUCAUUGCAGGAUGGCCAUUUGGGAGCAUGGUUUGCAAGAUGAGUGGGAUGGUCCAAGGAAUCUCUGUCUCUGCUUCCAUCUUCACUCUGGUUGCAAUUGCUGUAGACAGGUUUCGAUGCAUCGUUUAUCCAUUUAAGCAGAAGUUGACCACCUCAACCGCUAUCAUCAUUAUAACAGUCAUCUGGAUUCUGGCCAUUGCAAUCAUGUGUCCUUCAGCAGUCAUGCUGCAGGUACAAGAAGAGAAGCAUAUAAGAGUAAUCCUUGGCUAUGGCAAUGAAACCCGCCCUGUAUAUUGGUGCCGGGAGAACUGGCCUAACCCAGGAAUGAGAAGGAUCUAUACAACAGUCCUGUUUGCUAAUAUCUACCUUGCUCCCUUGUCACUCAUUGUUAUUAUGUAUGCUAGGAUAGGCAUUGCUCUCUUCAAUACAGCAGUGCCUACAGUGGGAAAGCACAGCCAGGAGCAGCGACACACUGUGUCCAAGAAGAAACAAAAAGUCAUCAAAAUGCUCAUUAUUGUGGCUUUGCUUUUCACCCUGUCCUGGCUUCCAUUGUGGACUCUGAUGAUGCUCUCAGACUAUGCCAACCUGUCAAAUAUCCAGCUGCAGAUCAUCAACAUUUAUAUCUACCCUUUUGCCCACUGGCUGGCAUUUUUCAACAGCAGUGUCAACCCCAUUAUCUAUGGUUUCUUUAAUGAAAACUUUCGCAGAGGCUUUCAGGCAGCCUUCAAAUUUCAGCUCUGCUCUAAGGACAUCAUUCAUAGGGAGGUCUACUCCCAGCGAGGCCAAAGCAAUGCCAUUUUGCCAGUUGCCAACUACCAAACACCCCAGGAUCAAGCUUGUCAAGAUGUCAAGGCAGAGAGAAAGACAAUUAGGAAAGGAAAUUGGAUGAAUAACCAGCAGGAUUUGAAGAUGGAGGAUCUUGAAGAGCCUUAGAACAACAGUAUGAAAUAAAGCAUGUUAUGUACUCUCUAGAAGAUGUCCAACAAUUUCUUUACUGGGUUGUGGAAUUCAAGCUCUGUAAGGUAUUUCUAUUUCUAAGAAAAGAAAUAAUGUCAAGACAUUUCUGUUUAGGAAGUGAUAUGUAACUUGCAAAACAUUUAAGUAUUUGACACAAGGAAGAAGCAACGUUAAUCCUUCUCUAUCACCAGUUUAAACCAGGGACAAACUCUCCAGAGUGAGUGAUGACCCACUGCUCUUGCACUGGACUAGAGCAAAGUCCUGAUUACAAUGGGAUUAUCUCCCCUUUAUCGUGAAUUAAAAGAAAAAGAGUACUACAGUUAUAUACCCCAAUUUCUUAGAAUGGCUGAAAUAGGGCUGUGUGUACAAUAUUUGUGGUAACAAUUCAGCAUGUAAGGCUGGCUGUUACUAACACUUACAAUCUUCUUGCAA